AUGGGCUCCUCUUUCAACGACGAGAUAGUGGACACCUCCGCAGAAAUUGGCAGCACAGAAUCCGCAGAUCGCAGUCCGGAAGCCGAGAAUGGCAUCGGUAACCGCUCAAUUGAUUCCGAGGACCGCUCCGAAGCCGCAAGCACGGAGUCCUUAGAGCCUCCUAAGCUCAAGUACUCCCGUUUGAACAAACUACCCGCGAGGUUCUUCACCAGGGAUGCCGUCAGUUGCUGCUACUUCCACGAGAAAGUGUUUAUAUUUGCAACCCACUCCGGCUUUGUCCACCUGACUCGACCUGACUUCACGCCGCUGCGCACCAUGAAGACCCAGAGAAGCUCGAUCUUGUCGCUGCACAGCGACGGCGAGUACUUUGCCGCUGGGUCGAUCGACGGAACAGUGGUGAUCGGGUCGGUUGAAGACGAGAAGGAUAUCACGGCCUACGACUUCAAGCGGCCCAUACACGCUGUGGCUUUGGACAAAAACUACAAGACAAGCAAGCUAUUUAUUUCUGGCGGGACCAGCGGCAACGUGGUGUUCUCAUCGCGCAAUUGGUUGGGACAAAGACAGGACACUGUGGUCGGCGGCGGCAGCGGGGCAAUCACAAUGAUACAAACGAUAGACGACAUUGUCAUCUGGACGAACGACUCUGGCAUCACGGUGGCCCAGAUUCCGACAAAAACGGUCAUUUUCCACGAGCAGCUGCCCAGGAACUUUCCCAGGCCAGAGAUGUUCUGGCCGCGCUUCCAUCAGGCCGACGCCGACCGGUUUCUUGUCGGCUGGGUCAACCAUGUGUGGUCGUUCAAGAUCUCCAUCUUGGACUCUACCUCCAGCAUAAUCUCGUCUGCCGCGUCGAGCUUCCGGUCGGUCGACAAAAAGAUAGUCUUGGAGCACCACGUUAUCCUGGAGGACACGCUGAUUGCGGGCAUUUCCGUGUUCAGCGACGAUCUUCUGAUUUUGAACUACGUCCCGAACAACGAGCCUCCGGAGCUGAAACUUGUUCACCAGCUAACGUUCGAGGAGAUUUCCGUGGACCAGGUGGCUAUGAGCAGGCGCACAAAUCUUGGUCUCAACGACUACCAUCUCUACCAGCAUGGGUCGCAGUGGUUUUUGGUUUCUGCCGACGAUUGCAUUGUUGUCCAGCCGUACGGACUUCACGACCAGCUCACGUGGUACACUGCGCGCGGAGAGUACCUGGAGGCAUGGAAAAUCAGCGAGCUGUGGCUGGCCAGAGACGAGCGGCUGGCCAUAGCAGAGCGACACAUGGAGAAGCUUGUUGCUGCGGAGAGAUGGCAGGAGGCGGGUGAGUUCUUGGGCGACAUGCUGGCGCUUGCUGGAGACGAGGAGCCAGAGUAUAUUCAGCGGGUUGCAAGUUGCUGGGAUAAGUGGAUUGUGCGGUUUUCAGAGGCGGGCCACGGGGAUCUGCUUGUUGACCGUGUUCCGUGUGCUGCUGUCGGCGACUACCUCGUGUCCUCAAGGCACUAUAACUCGAUUUUGGAGCGGCUUGUCGAGCGGCACGAGUUUUCGAAAGUGGCGUCGCUUGUGGAGAAAUGGGACCACAGUCUUUUUGACGUGGAGGCGCUGCGAGACCGUCUGGCGGAGGAGCUCGAGGAGACGGAAGAGCAGGAGGCCUCUGUGCGUCGGCUGAUUGUCGAUCUGAGCGUCGAGCUGGACGAGAUGGAGAAAUGCGUCGAGCAUCUGAUUUGGCUCAAAGAUCCGGCGAUCAUGCUCUUUGUGGACGAGCAUCACCUGCUGCUGGCAAACCUGGACAAGUUGCCGGCUAUUGUGACGCUGAGCGCGGGCGGCAAGCCGUUGACGGCGGAAAACCUGGCCACGACGGUUGCUAUUCUGGUGGAAAACAGCCACGAGAUCCUGCCGCAGCAGAUCGUCGACACCCUGGACGCCGCAGGGCUCGACUACGUGAGUUUCCUGUACUUGGACGCCCUGGCGGCGAGCGACAGGCUGCUUGUCAAGGACUUUGAGGACGAAAUGGUGAAGCUGUACGCGUCGUUCAACAGAGACCACCUGCAGCAGUUUCUGAGCCGCCAUUACAACUACUCCGUGGAAAAAGCGAUUUCCGUGUGCGAGGAGAACAAAUGCGUUUCCGAGCUGGUCUAUUUGCUGAGCAAGGUGGGCGAGAACAGGAAGGCGCUCAGGCUGAUUGUGGACGAGCUGCGCGACCCGGAAAAGGCGAUCCAGUUCGUGGGCGAGGCCGACGACAGGGAACUGUGGGAUUUUCUGCUGGACUACUCGAUGGACCGGCCGGCGUUCAUCCAGACGCUCGUGGUGGCUGCGAGCGACCUGAUCGACCCGGUUCCUGUGAUCUCGCGGAUCCCGCGCGGCGUCGAGAUCACGGGGCUGCGCGAGGCGUUGGUGCAGAUCUGCGGCAACAUCCAGAUGGACCGCCUGGUGCACGGGCUGAUCGCGCGGCUGAUCGCGGCGGAGUCCAUGGAGCUCACCGGCCAGUACAUGCGUCUGCGCGCGCAGGGCACAGUUUUCGAGCUGGACCGCGUGCCGGCAGAGACGCUGGUGUGCCGCAACGGGCUGCUGGCCACAGAGGAGCAGUUUCUGGGGCACCGCUGGAAAGGCUCUGCGGCUACGCUGGCAGAGAAGAUAAACCACGUUGCGUAUAUCCGGCGACAUAUUGGGCGCUAA
Ogataea haglerorum is the source of this 2649-nucleotide messenger RNA. RefSeq lists its product as uncharacterized. Lineage: Eukaryota; Fungi; Ascomycota; Pichiomycetes; Pichiales; Pichiaceae. Gene Ontology annotation, molecular function: protein binding. The transcript has a single exon. Gene Ontology annotation, cellular component: late endosome; HOPS complex. The coding region runs from base 1 to 2649 and encodes 882 amino acids. Gene Ontology annotation, biological process: endosomal vesicle fusion; protein targeting to vacuole; vesicle-mediated transport. The record is from RefSeq and is a predicted model, not a curated record.